Messenger RNA from Trifolium medium, 186 nucleotides. The record is from the annotation of a GenBank genome assembly. Lineage: Eukaryota; Viridiplantae; Streptophyta; Magnoliopsida; Fabales; Fabaceae.
AUGGUACGUUGCGAUUAUGCAUUGAUUACCGUCAGCUCAACAAGGUCCGGUUAUCAUCAGAUUCGCAUCAAGUCUUCCGAUGUAUCAAAGACUGCCUUCAGAACCCGCUAUGGACACUACGAGUUCCUAGUCAUGCCUUUUGGUUUAACCAACGCUCCAGCCGUGUUCAUGGACUAUAUGAACUGA